AUGAUCUAUCCAGAAAGCUUCAUUUCUCAUUGUUUGCGCCAUAACCUUUGGCAAUAUGAGCCUCAUAAGUCAGUCAGCUCAGAUUCUGAGAGUUUCUUGAUCCCUGGUUUACCAAACAAGAUUGAAAUGAAGAAGUCCCAAUUGGAGGAUCACAUGAAGGAAACAACACCGUACUUUGAAAUGAUAGUAAAACCAAUCAAAGAAUCAGAGCUUAGGAGCUUCGGCUUGCUUUUUGACACUUUUUAUGAGUUGGAUUCUCAAUAUGGUGAUUACUUUGAAAAGGUAAGAGGGAUAAAGUUUUGGACCAUUGGACCUCUUUUCUACUUCUCCAACAAGGAGAAAACUGACACUACUGCCGAUGGGAAGGAUAGUUGCUUAAACUGGCUUGACACUCAGGGGGCCAACCAAGUCCUCUACGUUUCUUUUGGAAGUGUUGUAAGAUUCUCAACCUCCCAACUCAAGGAAAUUGCAUUAGCUCUUGAGACUUCGAACCAACCGUUCAUUUGGGUUGUCAGGAAGAGAGAUAAUGACCAAGAUAAUCAACAAGAGACUGAAGAGAGCUGGCUGCCAGAUGGUUUUGAAGAAAGAAUAACUGAAGGAAACACAGGUCUGAUCAUUAGAGGUUGGGCUCCGCAGUUAAAGAUCUUGAACCAUCCGGCAGUUGGAGGGUUUAUGACUCACUGUGGUUGGAAUUCGACGAUGGAAGCUAUGACUGCUGGGGUGCCAUUGAUUACUUGGCCAGUGUUUUCUGAGCAGUUUUACAAUGAAAAACUUGUUCAGGUUUUGAAAGUUGGAGUCAGUGUUGGGGCAGAUCAUUGGAACUUAUCUCCAAUUAAUGAGGGUCCUGUAGUGGAAAGCAAACAGAUAGAGAAAGCAAUAAGCCUAUUGAUGAGCAACUCUGAAGAAAGCCAGGAAAUCAGAAAGAGGGCAAAGAAGAUGGUAGCAUUGGCAAAGGGGGCUGUGGAAGAAAGUGGAUCAUCCUAUCAAAAUCUGCUUGAUUUAAUUGGUGCAUUAAAUUAA
Molecule: messenger RNA, 1020 nt
Organism: Coffea eugenioides
Lineage: Eukaryota; Viridiplantae; Streptophyta; Magnoliopsida; Gentianales; Rubiaceae
Product: UDP-glucose flavonoid 3-O-glucosyltransferase 7-like
Exons: 2
Coding region: 1-1020 (339 amino acids)
Molecular function (GO): UDP-glycosyltransferase activity
Source: RefSeq, a predicted model, not a curated record